AUGGUGAUUUCGCAAUCGAUUAUCCUCUUUAUCAGAAUCCAGCAUUUGCUUUCUGAUUUCCAGGCGGAUCAUAUGUUGAAACAGUCGGCGAGUAGGAAUCAAAGGGCAAAAGGAUUCAAAGUGAAACAUGCAGUUCAGAUAAGUGUUUUGCUUCUGGUUUGCGUAUGGUUAAUUUACCAAUUGAAGCAGACUUACAUGAACAAUAAUCCAGCAAUCCAAGUCUCGGUGAUUGGGAGGAAAGGGUUGAUUGAUUCGCAAGUGAAAGAAGGGAAUGACGAAGAACAAGAUGUAGAAAAAGUAGAUGAAGAAGAACCUGAUCAGUUAGAAGAUCUGAUUGAUGAAGACGAUAAAGAUGAAAGAAUUGGCAAAGUUAUUUGA
Lactuca saligna is the source of this 378-nucleotide messenger RNA. The record is from the annotation of a GenBank genome assembly. NCBI's taxonomy places the organism in Eukaryota, Viridiplantae, Streptophyta, Magnoliopsida, Asterales, Asteraceae.